Molecule: messenger RNA, 1455 nt
Organism: Vidua chalybeata
Lineage: Eukaryota; Metazoa; Chordata; Aves; Passeriformes; Viduidae
Exons: 4
Coding region: 1-1014 (337 amino acids)
Source: RefSeq, a predicted model, not a curated record
AUGUCCGACGUCCCUGCGAGGGACAGGGGAGCGAGGGAGCCCCGCCUCCACAUUCCUUCGGAGGGUGCGGGGCCACUCCCGGCGGAGGCGGAGACGCCGCUCCGCCCGCCGGUUUCCCUGCCUGCACCCGUGCCUCCUCCUCCUCCUGCCCAUUCGGAGCUGGGAGACACACCCGCCGCUGAGAGCCAGCCUGAAGCCACCUCGGCAGGGGCGAAGACGCCACCUGCGCCGGCUCCCGCGCCGGCCCCUGCCUCGGAGUUGUCAGCCACGCCUCCAGCACCGCCCGUCAUCGCUCCCGCGGCGGCGGCUGCGCCCCCUGCACCAGCGGCUGAUCCCUCCACAGCGGUCGGUUCCGCCGCGCCGGUGGCCCCAACCGCCGGUUCGGAGCCUGUUCCCGAUGCGAGCUGUGAUGAUAUAGAAGACCCCCUGCCUGCGGCGCCGGCCGAGGACCUCCCCGCGACGGCUCCGCCGCCGACAUCGGCUGUGAUGCGCGCCUCGCCGCCCGCACCGACCCCGCUGGUCCCGGCUGCCCCGCCGCCUCCCGCGGCUUUCGCCGGGUCGCCAGGCGCUGCCAACAGCAACAGCAGCGAGCAGCAGCAGCCUGGGGCCGCGUUGGAGCGGACCCCGCCGUCUCCAAUCAGCCCGGGGUCCCCUCCCAGCCUGUUCUCUGGUGCUGGCUCUCCUCGGCAGCUCCUUGCAGCUGCCGCGAAAGUGAAAGUUAUGAAGUUUAGUGCCUUUCUGGGGAACAGUGUUUUUCUUGGUCCAGUUCUUGCUUGGGUGGAGGAUUCUCGCCGGAGCUCGAGGCACCUCGCCCCUCCCGCUCACGUUUGGGGGGCGGGGGCGAUGAGUUCUGGGAAUGCUGCCGCUGGUCUUGUGCCCGGAGAGCGUGGGGGUGCUGCCGCCAGGGGUCUGAGCUGCGUGCCGGCCCAACCGUGCCGCAGAGUUAGAACAGCUUCAGAAGAAAAAUGCUGCUCAUGGAGUGCUGGCAUACAUUCAGGUCAACAAUUUGUCUAAGGCUGCUUAUCAUAUGGGAGAAUCAGUCAGAGGGAGCUGGCUGAGGAAUCAUCUUUCAGAGGAGCUGCUGAGGCAGUUUCAAGGUGGGAUAUCUGGAAACCCACAGAGCUCUGAUACUCAUGGUGUUGACUGGUGCCAAACAUUGAGAUGUUGCUGCUUCCAGGGCUUCUUCCAGGAGAGGCAGAGCUCGUUGCCUGCAAGAUGUUACAAACUUCCUUUGUUCCUGGGAAAUGCAUGAACAUGUUUGGGUUUUUUUCCCUUGAUCGUGCACCUUGCUUUCCUUGCAGCCUCUGGCAGCAAAGUUGGAGGACAGACAGACAGCUGAGUAGACCAAGUCCACUUGCUUUGUCAGGAAGUCACGUAAAAAAAGGUUUCUUUAGUACUGUGUUGAUCUUAGUGACCUCUACUGAGCUCCUGUCCUUUCCUGAGACAGAGAAUUAU